AUGGGUUAUUUGCUGCUGUUUCUAGUGCUUUUUCGAGCUUUAUCGGUUCAAAGCUUUGUAAAUCCGUACCCGAAGGUCAAUCUGGGAGAACAUGACGGCGGCGAUCCUGGAGCACCGUUGUUUUUGACGCCUUACGUGGAAAGCGGGAACAUAACGGAGGGACGGCGAUUGGCCCGCGUAGCGUUUACGGAGACACUGCGGAUCAAGAGUUACUCAGGUUUCUUUACCGUUAACAAGAAAUAUGACUCCAAUCAAUUUUUCUGGUAUUUCCCUGCGAUGGUGCCUAACAAAAAAGACGCGCCUGUCAUUGUUUGGCUGCAAGGCGGCCCCGGAGCCUCGUCUCUUUUCGGACUGUUCACAGAAAACGGCCCGCUCAGAGUUCGCGAUGGAACAUUCGAGAGGCGCAAGUACACCUGGGCGCUGAGUCACCACAUUAUUUACAUCGACAACCCUGUCGGUACGGGAUUUAGCUUCACGAGGGACCCUAAAGGUUAUUGCACAAAUCAGGCACAAGUGGGCGAAGAUCUGUACAACACUCUCAUACAGUUCUUCCAGUUGUUCCCCGAACUGCAGAAAAAUAAAUUCUUUAUCACUGGAGAAUCUUAUGCUGGUAAAUAUGUUCCUUCUCUCGCCUAUACUAUCCACAAAAAGAAUCCCACUGCACAAAUCAAAAUUAACUUAAAAGCUCUAGCCAUCGGUAACGGUUUAAGUGAUCCAGAACAUCAAUUGGUAUACAGCAAAUACUUGUAUCAAAUCGGCUUAUUGGAUUGGAACCAGGCUAAAGUUUUCGCAGAUUAUGAAAGCAAAGCUAUUACUUUAAUAAAGCAAAAGCAGUGGAUACCUGCAUUUGAAGCAUUUGAUACAUUGUUAAAUGGAGAUUUAAUAGAUGGGAAAAGCUUGUUCUACAAUAUGACUGGUUUUGAAUUUUACUUUAACUUCCUGCACACUAAAGAUUAUUUCACAAGGGAAGAUUUUGGACCAAUGAUUCAAAAAUCAUUUGUAAGGAAAGAGAUUCAUGUCGGAAACCUCACGUUCAAUGAUGGUAAAGCAGUGGAGGAACAUUUGAAGGCUGAUGUGAUGCAGUCUGUAGCACCAUGGAUUUCUGAAUUACUUGAUCAUUAUUUUGUCGUAGUGUACAAUGGCCAAAUAGAUAUUAUUGUUGCAUAUCCUAAUACUCUUAACUAUCUAAGGAAUCUUAAUUUUACUGGGGCAGAUGAUUACAAAAAUGCAAAGCGGUAUCAAUGGAAGGUGGAUGGUGAAUUGGCCGGUUAUGUAAAGCAAGCUGGCAAGUUAGUGGAAAUUAUGGUCCGAAAUGCUGGUCACAUGGUACCAGGAGAUCAACCAAAGUGGGCUCUAGAUAUGAUUACACAUCUUACUCAUGAAAAAAUGUUUUAUAAUCAUUAUGUUUAG
Messenger RNA from Leptosia nina, 1410 nucleotides. NCBI's taxonomy places the organism in Eukaryota, Metazoa, Arthropoda, Insecta, Lepidoptera, Pieridae. The record is from the annotation of a GenBank genome assembly.